CUGACCGAGUACAUCAUGAGCAGAAAAGUGGUCAUGGGGCUCAGUGAUCGCAACAUGAAAGCUGAGGUGUUACGGUGCUUCCCUCGCCUGACGUCCGUGCCAUGGGAACCAGGAGUCAAAAAAAAAAAAAAAAAAAAAAAAAACAGGAGUAGGUGUGGACCUCGCUCUCUGUCACGGCGUGCCUUGUACUCCCUCGCUCAACAAAUAAACGCAACCAAGAUUCUGGUGUCCCUGCUACCUUUCACACCCCAACAGUAUAUGAGAACCAAAUCUAGGACGUCGGGAAGAGACUCAGUUAUCAUACUGUUCCGUGCGAGAGAAGUCAGAAGGGAAGUGAAGAUGGAUGGAUGCAAUAACAACCAUGUCAAUACACCUGCUCACAGGAAGGUGACAGCUGUCAUAAUUGGUGCAGGUAACAGGGGAAAGAAUUAUGCUGGAUAUGCUGAACAGUUUCCUGACCUGAUGCAAGUGGUGGCUGUAGCUGAACCUAGAGAAUAUGCUCGCUCCUUAAUCCAGAAACGGCAUUCUUUACCACAGGAACGUUGUUAUCCAGGAUGGGAGUCUCUUGAAACAGUAGAAAAACUUGCUGAUUGUGCCAUCAUUGCUACUCAAGACCAACAUCAUGUGCAGCCAGCAGUUGCUUUUGCUAAAAAAGGGUACCAUAUUUUGCUGGAAAAACCAAUGGCAGUGACAGAAGAAGAUUGCCGCUCCAUAUAUAAAGCUUGCAGAGAUGCAGGUGUUAUUCUGGCUGUUUGUCAUGUUCUGAGAUAUCAUCCACCUGCAAAGAAACUGAAAGAUUUGAUUAACUCAGGCAUUAUUGGUGAAGUUGUUAACAUAAACCACACAGAACCAGUUGGAUUUUGGCACUUCGCUCAUUCUUUUGUUCGAGGUAAUUGGAGAAAUACAAAGAAGAGCACUUUUUCAUUGAUGGCAAAAUGUUGUCAUGAUGUUGAUCUCAUUGCUUACUGGAUGGGCAAUAAAGAGUGUGUCAAGAUCUCAUCAUUUGGAUCAUUGCAUCAUUUCAGAAAGGAAAAGAAACCUGUAGGUGCUGGAACCCGUUGUCUUCAGUGUCAAGUGGAGGCUGGAUGUCCAUAUUCAGCCAAGAAAAUCUACCUAGACCCGGCUCCUGAUAGACCUCGCUGGCCCAUGAGUGUUGUUUGUGACAUUGAAGAUGCUCCUGAGGGAUACCUGCACAAAUUGAAAGAAGCUGUUGAAAAUGGCCCAUAUGGAAAGUGUGUGUAUGAAACUGAUAAUGAUGUCUGUGACAAUCAGGUGGUAAACUUUGAAUUCGUAGAUGGAGCCACAGCAUCUCUCACCAUGGUGGCUUUCAGUGAACACAUCUGCCAAAGGAAGACUGAGGUUUAUGGUACAAUGGGUCAGCUGGUCUGGGAUGAAUCAAAAGGCCUUAAAGUUACACAUUUUGACUUUGCAACCAAGACCUUGAAAGUCCAUCAUUGUGAAGAGAAUGAAGAAGCAACUGGCUGGGGUCAUGGUGGAGCAGACUUUUUCAUGAUGAAGGCAUUUGUUGAAGCUGUUGCCCAUGAUGACAGUCAUUGUAUUGUCACAGGCCCAAAAGUGUCCUUACAAACACAUCUGUUAGCAUUUGCUGCUGAAGAAGCAAGGCUUACAGGCUCUGUAGUGAAGCCUAAUGAGGAUCCACGUUGGAAGGUAUAAGACAUAGGACCAGCAUGUAUGUGUAUCAUUUUCACACCACUCAUCUGGAAAUGUUUUGGUUUGUAUCAGUGAAAAUAGAUUAUGAUUGUUUGAUUAGGGAAAAAAAAAAAUUUUCAUGUAUGCAGACUAACAGAGAAUGAAGAAAGGGCAGAGGAUGGUAGUUAGAUGAAUAAGUAAUAAUAGGUCAGAUUUUGGGAAUAAGGAAUGGGCACCUACAUUGAAGCAUCUUGAUGCCAGUUGUCAAUCUCUGAAUCCUGUAAGCUGUACCUACUCACUGAAGUUUCAGUUUUCAUAUAAAAUUCCUUUUCAUAUCUCAGGUAUUCUAAAUGUAAAUUCCAUUAUGUUCUUGGCCAGUAUAGAAAGGUGUGUUAGUGCUGUAAUCUUGUAGUGGGCAACAAUCCACUGCUUACAUAAUCUAUAGAAGAAUGAAAAUGUUUUUGGUGCAUUAAGUAAGAAAGAUUAUAACCAUAAUUUAAAGUAUGAAUGAAUGAGUGGAUUAAGAAUGAACAGAUGAAUAGAAUAGUAAAUAAGUAUGUAAAUAAGUGCUUGGCAAUAUAAGCAGAUAGAAAACAUUUCCUAUGUGUUAAUUUCAGUUGUAGUAUUACCUUGGCUACCUCUUUUCAAGAGGAUGUCAACCUGAUAUCUAUAUUAUCAAUAUAAUAUCAAUAAUAAUCAAUAUAAUAUCAAUAAUAAUAACCUAAUAUCUAUAUAUUAGUGUUUCUUCCUACUACUACUACUACUACUACUACUACUACUACUACUACUACUACUACUACUACUACUACUACUACUACUACUACUACUACUACUACUACUACUACAGUACUACUGCUACUGCCACUACUACUACAAACAUCACCACCACCAUCACCACUGUUGCUGCUGCUUUCUAAAAGGAUAUUUUGGAGUAACUUGUUGAUAAGUUUGGAAGGAUGUGGGAAAAGAGGAAGUGGAGAGUGAAUGAGAAUAGGAGUAAGUAUGUACUUAAGUGUAUGUGAAUGGCAGACAGUAGGAAUCUGAGUCAAGUUUUAUAUAGUAACUUUCUUGAAGAAGAUUCAAGUAUGUACUAUAGGUUCACGUGUGUAACCUGCAGCUUCCAUUAGGGCAAACAAUUAACUUAUAUUACCAACAAUUGUUUAUCAGUUUAAUUCUGUAAAGGUAACAGUUCCUACAGGUAAGAUGUGGCAUUAUUUUGAAAAGAAUUUAAUUUAAUAAUUUAUUGUUGCAGUAAAACUAAAAAAAAAACUAUAAUAAGUAUGGCAUGUAUACCAUAUUAAAUUUUGUUUAUUCCAUUUCGUUUGUAAUCUUGCUACUACUUUUUUUUGUGUGUUGUGUGUGUAUUCUUUGUAGUUACUCUUAGUUUGUACCCUUUGGGUUACAAGCGUUUAUAUAUUAUAUCAGUUAUAUUAGGACUACUUUUAGAUUUUAUUGUUUUUUAUUUUGUUUCUUGUUGAUUAAAAUAUUUUUGUAUUA
Scylla paramamosain (green mud crab) is the source of this 3147-nucleotide messenger RNA. RefSeq lists its product as uncharacterized. The transcript is spliced from 14 exons. The record is from RefSeq and is a predicted model, not a curated record. Gene Ontology annotation, molecular function: nucleotide binding. The coding region runs from base 16 to 1674 and encodes 552 amino acids. NCBI's taxonomy places the organism in Eukaryota, Metazoa, Arthropoda, Malacostraca, Decapoda, Portunidae.